Messenger RNA from Helianthus annuus (common sunflower), 1259 nucleotides. Its product is annotated as probable 2-oxoglutarate-dependent dioxygenase AOP1. The record is from RefSeq and is a predicted model, not a curated record. The coding region runs from base 87 to 1058 and encodes 323 amino acids. The transcript has 3 exons. Gene Ontology annotation, molecular function: dioxygenase activity. NCBI's taxonomy places the organism in Eukaryota, Viridiplantae, Streptophyta, Magnoliopsida, Asterales, Asteraceae.
GUAAACAAUGUGUGAAUAUUCUCCACUUUGUUUCUUCUCCUUGUUUUUUAUUCACAAAUUGGAAAGCCUAUAAAUUCUCUUCCUUAAUGAUUUCAACACAAAACAAAACAAAGAUGGGUUCUCUAGCACCUAUACGGCUUCCCACCAUAGAUUUCUCUGAAGUAAACAGGCACAACCGGGGAACCCUCGUAUGGGACUCAACAAAAGCCCAAGUGUUCAAAGCCCUCCAAGAAUUCGGUUGUUUUGAAGCAAUUUUCAAUGGGAUUUCGCUUGAUCUUCGCACAUCAUUGUUUUCUUCCUUGAAGCAGCUAUUCGAUCUUCCCUUAGAAAUAAAGGUAAGAAAUCUUACUGAAAAGCUCUACAAUGGCUACAUUGGACAAGCAAAAGAGGUUCCAAUCUUUGAGAGCUUAGGAAUCGAAGAACCUGAAAGUUUUGCAAAUCUCAUGUGGCCUGAAGGCAACAUUGAAUUCAGCAACACGAUACAAGUUUACGCGGAGAAGUUAAAGGAGCUGGAUGAGGUUGUGAGGACUAUGGUUCUAGAGAGCUUGAAUUUGGAGAAAUAUAUGGAUGAACAUAUGGAACUAACAAGCAAUCUUGUUAGGGUUAUGAAAUACCGUACGCCUGAGAAAGAUGAAUCCAAUAUGGGACUACUUAGUCAUGCAGACAAGAAUAUAUUGACAAUUUUGCAAUCAAAUGAAGUUGAAGGACUAGAAGUGCAAAACAAAGAAGGAGAAUGGUUCAAAGUGAAAUUCUCAGCAAACAGCUGUGUAGUUAUGGUAGGAGAAGCCUUCAAGGUUUGGACGAACAGACGCUUACAUGCAGCAACUCAUAGGGUGGUGAUGAAUGGAGAUAAAGACAGAUAUUCAAUUGGUUUCUUUUCAGUUCCAAAAUCUAACAAAAUCAUAAAAGCACCUGAUGAAAUGGUGGAUGAAGAACACCCUCUAUUCUUCAAGCCUUUUGAUUAUGGAGAGUUUUUCAAAUUCUUCCUCAAGAAAGAAAAUAUUAAUGAUAAAUAUGCAUUGGAGAAGUAUUGUGGUGUGUCAGCUGAAAACAUGUAAUAUUAUAUUGCAUGUCUAUAAAAUAUCAUAUUAUAUAUGGUAUUUCAUGACUUAAGAGGAGUAUAUAUGAAGGUACUCAUUUAAUUUAUUUUACAUAUUAUAUGUAUAUUAUUGUGACUAUGUUUUGUUUUACAUAUUAUUUGUAUAUUAUUGUGACUUUGUAAAAAGGAAUUUCAUUUCUUAAAUGACAAGUUUGAUGUA